GCUGCCAGUUGCGUUGUCUGAGCUCUUGCAGUGAACUGUCUGUCUUACUCCUGUCUGUAGCUAAUUGCUGGGUAGUGAGCAUUUGCAGCAAUGAGGACAGAAUGCCUUCAGCGCGAGCUGGCAGACAGCAUCGUGCGGAUGGAACCUCUGGAUGAAAUUCGACUGUUGCUAGCUGGAGGAGCCAAGGCAAAUGAGCCAGUUACUGCCCAGGGUCUGCGACCACUGCACUAUGCAGUGUGGCAAAGGUAUUCUGGAGCUGCUACUCUGUUACUGGUGCGAGGUGGAGAUGUCAACGCCCGGGAUGAAUGUGGUUAUUCAGCUCUGCAUUUAGCUGCUGAGCAUGGAUACACAGAACUGGUAUCAUUACUGCUGCAGCAAGGAGCUCGCGUCGACUACCGUGAGCCUACUGAUGAUCCUUUCCCACGCACCACUCUCUGCGAUGAGCCUCUGCGUCUUGCCAUCCGUAACAGACAUGCAGAUGUGGCACGGAUUUUGCUAGAACAUGGAGCUGAUCCCAACAAGCGUUACUUCUUUGGUUCUGAGAUAAAUCUCGUAUCACCACUUGAUGUUGAAUUUAUGCAGCUUCUAUUGUCUUUUGGUGCUAAUCCAGACUCACGAGAUCGUGCUGGCCUAACUCCACUUAUGAAAGCUGCUCGUUUGCCACAGGGAAUGGAGUCUGUAUUGUUACUCCUGUCAUUUGGAGCUAAUGUAAAUGCAAUGACGGAUGAACGACAUGAUUAUCGUACAGUUCUCCACUAUGCUGUGCUCUCAGGAAAUGUGGCUACAGUAAAUCUUCUACUGAAACAAGGAGCUCGAGCAUCAUUUCCUCCAGAGUACCAGAAGCCAACUCCUUUGGAUCUGGCCAUUCUAAGAGGUGAUCCAGAGCUUGUCCGAAUUCUCCUUGAAGCAGGAGCAGAGGUGAAUGCCAGUUCUCCCAUAAUUGGUUCCCCUCUGCAUGUUGCAUGUGCGGAAAACAUACCACACCGAGAAGAGCUUUUGCGUCUGUUGUUGACAGCAGGUGCAGAUCCUAAUUUGUUGGUUGAAAGUGAUGGUGGGUCAAGUUUAAGGCCUGUGCUGUCUGAAUAUGUUGCUUCGUCAGAGCAUGUGUCUCCUGAGAUAGUUGCACUACUGCUCAGAUAUGGGGCUAAGGUUGUGAUGAAGACACAGUUUCGAGACCCCCAUGGAAUACUGAACUCUCUACACAACCUGUCCAAAUCACCUCCAGGACUGUUCUUUCAACUAGCAUCAGCAGCAGAGAGCUUUGAUCCAUGUAUGAUAAAGCGAUCAGCAGCCCUUACAGAGGAACAAAAAGAAUUUCUCAUCAGCUUGGCCAGGAGUCCACUCCCACUUCUUAGUCAGGCACGACUGUUUCUAAGGAGGUGGCUGGGGAAAAGGCUGCCAGAGGUUGUACCGCAACUUCCACUGCCAAGUGUGCUUGUCGGCUACCUGUUGUAUGAGUGGCCUUAAUACCACAAAUGCAACUCAGGUGGCCUCCAGGAUGUACAUUCAAGCUACUCAGCCUGUGAUCAAAAUAUGUUUUUUCUACUGUAUUUGUACUUUAGUAGCUGAUUGUUUUAUAUCCAUGAAAAUUUGUAGAUUCUAUAUAGUGUUUCUUAAAGAAAAAACAUUUUUUACUGUUUAUCACUAUAGAUGUGUGAACCACAAUAAGGCAAAAGCUUCCUUAGUUCAGAAUAGUUUUCAACGUCAAGCAACAAUAAUGCAAUCUGCAAAUGUAAUAUGAAUUACCAUGAGAAAGCAUGUAAUGCCUUUAGGCCUGGCACUAGGAUUGAUAAGGCUCAGAGCACUUAUAAGUGAGUGGUGCCCAAAUUUAUUUCAUUAUAAAUAAACAUUUAAUUUGCUUAACAGUUUCUGAUGUGAGCACAUACUGGAAGUUAAAUACGAAAUUGUCCUUUCACUUGAAUUCUUUUCUACCAUAAAUCUCUCUUUAACUUCUUUUUAAUCAUCUGUCUCUCAUUUCUUCCUCUUCACCAUUAUCCAUUUGCUUUAAUCUUCUUCUUUCUUUAAAUUAUGUAAAUGGGGCACCACAGAACAUUUAUAGAGCAUAGAAAAAAAAACAAUGAGACAGAAAAUAAACACAUCAAUUGAACUGUGCUUGUGCCUAUCCUGAAUGCAUCAUGUGAGGUUGAUCACAUAAUAUAAGUUUCAUCUUGUAAGGAAUUGCAUGCAAUUUAGACAGAAAACAUUUUCAAUAUGUGCGUUGUGAUAACUGCAUGUUUAUGAAGAAAGAGAAAUUAUUUGUUGUUAUGUUGGUGGUUAUUGGUAUUUGUGUGACUUAAAAUUAUUUCUACAUCUUUGAUUAAAACACAUUCUACACAUGUUUACAGUGCCACAAGUGUGCUCUUAAGAAAAGAAUUAUCAGUUUCUUGUUAUACUUUUCAAAUAUCAUUCAUUAUGAGCAGAUGCUUAUGAGUUUACAAUUAUUUGAAAAGAUGUCUCCAGCUGUUGAUUAAACAAUUGUAUCUGCACAUUUCUGGAGAUUUAUAUGUAUACCAGUCUGUUGGUUAUCUCUGCAUAUGGAGGUAGAUACUGAAAAAUGACUGAAGUAAUUGUUGAUUAUUGUGAUUAUUUUUGUAGGUUUUAGAAUUGUAUAUUUUUAUACCUUUGCUAUGGUGUUGAGAUAUGAUGCAAAAUAUAUCAGCCACUAGGCUCAUUAAGUAAUCUCUUUGUGUCACAUUGUUCAAACAACAUGCAGUAUUUCUGAAGUAUUACAACUUUUUAUCUAAAGCUUAAAAUAAAUUUAUUAUGAUGAAA
This is a messenger RNA of Schistocerca serialis cubense, 2772 nucleotides long. RefSeq names its product ankyrin repeat and SOCS box protein 14-like. The record is from RefSeq and is a predicted model, not a curated record. Gene Ontology annotation, molecular function: protein binding. The coding region runs from base 91 to 1467 and encodes 458 amino acids. NCBI's taxonomy places the organism in Eukaryota, Metazoa, Arthropoda, Insecta, Orthoptera, Acrididae. The transcript has 8 exons.